AUGACCCAAUCGGAAGCGGACACUCUUGACCGAUGUAUAACGGCCCUCAUACCUUUCGCAGGCACUAACCUCCAGGCUCUCAUCGAUGCAAUAAACACCCCUUCAUUACCAAAUUCAUCAAUAGUUCUCGUUGUCUCUAAUCGAAAAGCGGCGUACGGCCUCAUCCGCGCAUCGCAGGCAUCGCCUCCAAUCCCAACCUACUAUAUCGCGCUCCAAACAUAUCUGAAAGAGCACCCGGGCAAAGGUCGAUCGGAUUACGAUCGGGAAGUGGGACGUAUCGUGCUGCAGGCUCGCCCCGACGUCGUAGUGCUCGCUGGAUGGAUGCACGUCUUUGGUGAUGGAUUCUUAGAGGAGAUGGCCACCGGCGAUCGCCAGGACUCCAUCCCAGUGAUCAACCUCCACCCCGCGCUUCCUGGUGCUUUCGACGGAAUGCACGCUAUCGAUCGCGCAUAUGAGGCCUUCAGAAGGGAGAGAUCACGAAAUCCGGGGUAA
This is a messenger RNA of Pleurotus ostreatus (oyster mushroom), 492 nucleotides long. RefSeq lists its product as uncharacterized. The coding region runs from base 1 to 492 and encodes 163 amino acids. Gene Ontology annotation, biological process: 'de novo' IMP biosynthetic process. The record is from RefSeq and is a predicted model, not a curated record. NCBI's taxonomy places the organism in Eukaryota, Fungi, Basidiomycota, Agaricomycetes, Agaricales, Pleurotaceae. The transcript has 2 exons. Gene Ontology annotation, molecular function: phosphoribosylglycinamide formyltransferase activity. Gene Ontology annotation, cellular component: cytoplasm.